UUCUUUUGCAAAUUUGUCGCAUAAGUUUAUUGAGUUUUCCUAUCACUAUAUGUCAUAUUGUAUGUGUUUAUUAAUCCUGGAUACGUUUUUAUUUUGAUGAUAUAAUAAUGGCAAAUGUUUAUUAAAUGACGUUCAUUAUAACUAAAGUAAUAUUGUUAGAAUAAAAAUGCAGGUAUUCUGAAUUUUAAGCAAAAAGAAACAGAUUCGCAAAGACGGGAGUACAAUUGGUGCCCAUAUUGUUGUUAAGAGAAGUUAUACUUAAUAUUAACUAUUAAUAGCCUUGAGACGACGCCUUGUUUCUUGGUUAGUAGUAUAAAUUUUCCAUGGAGGGUAGGGUAGGGUAGGUAAAAUGGUAUCGUGUCAGUUCAGAGUAGUUGGUAAGCCCAAAUUGAAGCAGAUACAAAGCAAUAUCUCUGAGGAUAUUCCACCAUGUCUUACUGUCUUUUCCUCUUACAAAGCUUUUCACACAUAUUUGCACAUACGUGCAUGAAACCAGCACGUGUAAAGGAUGCUCAAGAAUUCUCCCUGUGUUUAUUGCAACUGAUCGACACAGACACAUCCUCUAUCCACCGAAGGAAUUACUAGAGCAACCGGCAGAAUGAUGCCUCGAGUGUUGGUGUACCUUUGUCUGGGAUUAGCAGGACAAUGCCUUGCUGACGACGAUGACGACAGGGUUGUGAGGAAACCAUAUGGGAUCGCAAUGUGCCGUCAACUCUGCCACGAGAUCGUCGACUGCGGCGUCUACAUGUUCUCAUGGUCGAGUCUCAGUUGUUGUAUACCACUGUCAAGCUCUGGGAACUGCCAUGAUGGUAUCAGUCUUUUGCCAGAUAAUAAGCAAAUUGAAGCCAACAUCAACCUGACUUCUACUGGAAGCUGCCAACAGAAAGUGCGGAGAGUGAUCUUAAGCAGGACGAAGGGGCGUCACUGCGUCGAAUGGAAAUCUGAAGUUCACGAGAAGAAGAAACAUCUUCUUGGGCUGCCGCGUCUGUUGCUAACCCCUCUUAGAAUCAACACAGUGACUCAAUUCCACCAACUACAAAUAAAUACUAGCAUUCAGGAGGAAUAUCCCUUCAUUCAAAAUCCCAGGAGGGUCAGGACGAUUGGUUAUAUACCUUCUCUGAAGAGGAUUGUUGUUGACAUGGAACUAACACCGGUCCUUUCCUCAUUUGCUAUAGAUAGUUCUGACCAAACGAUCCUAAAGAAAGGACUCUUGACCACUGCUAUGUGCGUGGAUGACCAGAAACAACUUGUAUUUGUUCUUGUAAACAUAAAACCGAAAUUGGGCAUAUGGCGUGUUCCGGCGAAUGGAAGAAAUAUUGGACAAAGUUUGAUUUUCCGAGGGAAACUCUUCUCAUCUUUCUCCAUUGACAUCCAAACUGAGAGGUUCUAUAUGUUUAAGGGAUCGGGUUUAUAUUCAUCUAAAUACGAUGGAAGUGACAUGGCUCUUCUUCGGAAGCCUCUCAGCUCACGUUUGUCCCUGUUUGAUGACAUUAACCGGAAUCUGUAUUACAUCAAAAGCUAUGUGCUUCAUAAAGUAUCCCUUUCGAACAAUAUAACUAGUAGGUUACAACCGCUUAAAUAUCCACCUGCUGCUCUCGUUAAGUAUGGCGGGCACAUUUACAUAAGUUUCUAUAAUACUCUACAGAUUGGUGUUUUGAAUUUGGGCACUGGAAAUUAUGAAUAUUUAGAAACGGUGAACGUCAGUUGGACAGCAUAUGCUCUAACCUUUUGCAUAUUAUCCUAACGGUAUUUAGCAUUUUUACUGAGUGAGUUCGUAUAGGAUUGCUUCUUGCAGUAAUGUAACAAUGUAUCGAGCAUCUUCCUGGUUAAGCAGAUUUAAGAAAUUUGUCCAUUUUCAAAACGACAACAGUAAAGAAAUUCCUAACUUUUGUCUAUCUGACCAUGUUUGCAUUUCUUGUGUUUUAUAUUGAAAAUGACAUACAUAUCUGCUUUAUACUUGACUUGCGUUAAGUUUGCGUUUGAGAAUAUUUAUCCAAGUCUGCUCUUAUUUCUUAUGAAGGACUUCCCAACAAAGAUAACAUUACAUGGCCCGAGCUUAAAGACUCAUUUUUAAAUGGUAUGGUCUCACAUAAAUCCAAAUUAUAAAUCGCACAAUAUGCCCUAAUCGACAGGAAACAAAAAGAAAACGAGGACUUUCGUUUAUUUCUUCAAUCUAUUCGACAUGAGGCUUCAUUUUAGAAAUGCAACGAUUGCCAAUUCAUAAGAGACCUCAUUUUCAGAAAUUCCCUUCCUCACAUGUUCAGUUUAUUGCCACUUUGUUCGACAUGAUAGAGAGUGCCGUGGUAGCAGAGGGCAUACAUCAAAUGUAUAGUUUGGGGUAAUCCUGUUCAUCAUCUCGUCUAUGAAAGUUUAUCCGGACAGACUACAUGAAGAACAGCAGAAGCCAACAAAUCACGUUCAACCCCCAACAAAGCAAUGCAUUCACCCAACCCCUUUCUUUCCAGGGUCAGCCUCCAGUCUUUGUAGAUGUGUUCAAUUUGUCCCUGUUUUGAAACGACGAUGUUAGCAGACAGACGAGCGUACACCCAAUGUAGUACUAUAGUAUAGAAUGAAUCCUAGAGUCUUACAACGGACCAUAACGCCAACAAAGGGCAGGUAACUCUAAACGUAGCUCCUCAGCUUACUCUUAACAGGUGAAAUUACAUGUACAUAGCCAAAGUUCAAGAUGAACGUUCAAAUCCACACUUAGCUCUUUAAACUUUUGUGAGCCAUAAUAACUAAAGGUUAAUUAAUGUGACAUUCUAAUCAACAAAACCACAUUCUGAUAACACGUUGUUUGAUUAAUAAUUAAAGUAUGAUAUGUGUUAAAAUAUGCCUGGGGUUGACUCGUAAUGAUCAAUUUAAAUAUGAUGCUUGAUAUGAUGUUAUGAUGACAUGUCUGUAUGAUCUUGAAUGGCGUGGCGAGAAAAGAUGAGAUACGGGUAAACUAGGAGAGCCAUUAAGUCUGUUUUUAUGUCUUUGUUUAUGAGGAUGGUGGGGUAGGGGUGGGGAUGCGAGAAAGCAAGCGAAGGAAAGAAAGGUAGAGGUGAUAUUUCGCUGUUGUUAGAAUGAUAGAAAAUGAAGAUCUAUUUCAUGUUGAGAAAGGGCAUGAUAGACGAGAGGGUAAGUGUUUAGAGAAAAAGAGAAGAGCGAAAACGGACUGCUAUCUUGAUGUGACAGUAAAUGACGAUUACAUGUCAUGAACCACAGAGCACUCAUUAAUGGAUGUGUGAACAUACCCUGAUGUGUUGUCGUAUUAUUCUACAUGGAGUAUAGACAUGUUUGUAUAAUCCCUGUGUUAUGCUAAAAUAUAUGUAAGCAUCAGGUUGGUAUAUUGUGUACGUUAGAGGGCAUCAUAUCGAUAUAUUGUGCAUGUUAGUAAACAUCCUUGUUGACAUAUUGUGCAUAUUAGUAGGCAUCAAUGUCAAUAUAUUGUGCAUGUUAGUAAACAUCAGUGUUGACAUAUUGUGCAUGUUAGUAGGCAUCAAUGUCAAUAUAUUGUGUACGUCAGUAGGCAUCAGUGUUGACAUAUUGUGCAUGUUAGUAGGCAUCAAUGUCAAUAUAUUGUGUACGUCAGUAGGCAUCAGUGUUGACAUAUUGUGCAUGUUAGUAGGCAUCAAUGUCAAUAUAUUGUGCAUGUUAGUAAACAUCAGUGUUGACAUAUUGUGCAUGUUAGUAGGCAUCAAUGUCAAUAUAUUGUGUACGUCAGUAGGCAUCAGUGUUGACAUAUUGUGCAUGUUAGUAGGCAUCAAUGUCAAUAUAUUGUGCACGUUAGUAGGCAUAAAUGUCAAUAUAUUGUGCAC
Molecule: messenger RNA, 3803 nt
Organism: Haliotis rubra (blacklip abalone)
Lineage: Eukaryota; Metazoa; Mollusca; Gastropoda; Lepetellida; Haliotidae
Exons: 4
Coding region: 599-1744 (381 amino acids)
Source: RefSeq, a predicted model, not a curated record